GCUUGGAGUGGGAACACUCUAGGAAGUCGGCUUAGCCCUCAAGGCCGUGGGGUCUUAACCAAUUUCUCACUGAGAGAUUUCCCAGUCAUCCUGGAAGCCCGGUGGCCAGUCUCGACUGUCGGUGGCGCCUGGGCUCCCUCUGAUCAAGUAGCAGUUGCUACACCUAGGAGUUUUCCUGGUCCCGCUGCUCUGCGAGGCAGCCGAGUCCAGUGCGCCAAGAGCUGCUCGGCCCUAGGAAACAACAGUACUUUCCCAGCCCCAGAACGGGGCGCAGGGGGACCCUCAACCUCGUAUGGAACCCAAACCGCUUCCCUCCAGCGCCACAUUGAGUCCGUUUCCUGCAGAAUAAGUGCCACCAUCGGAUCCUUCCUUCCCCGCCCUCCUUAGAGGACUAGGUCGCCCCUCAGUCUGAGGACGCGCUGCGUCGCCUUCCAGAUCUCGGUCCGGUUCCCCAGGACUCAGCCUUGACCGAGGCCGGCUUCAAGUCCGCCACUAUCCCAGGAUUCCCAACUCCGGGUUUCCUGCCCUUCUCCCCUCCCAGGUCCCGGCGCCUGCCGGAGCCGCAAGAUGGCGGACGGGGAGUACUUCGCGGAAGCCGCGCGGGCUGUGGGGUGUCCCCAUGCACCUGUUCCUGGCUUGGGCCUGGGCCCGCCGCUGGGCUGGAAAGAACGGCUGAAGGCCGGGCUGGCGAACUCUGGGUCCACGCUGUGGUUCCUGGCGGGGCUGGGGCUGCUUUACGCUUUGAGGGUCCCGCUGAGGCUGUGUGACAACGUGACAGCGGUGACAGGGUUUUUAAGUUCGUUGACACCCAAGUUCUAUGUGGCACUUACAGGGACAUCUUCUUUGAUAUCUGGACUAAUAUUUAUAUUUGAAUGGUGGUACUUCCAUAAGCAUGGCACAUCUUUUAUUGAGCAAGUGUCUAUAAGCCAUUUGCGACCACUGAUGGGAGGAACAGAGAGUAGCAUUUCGGAGCCGGGUUCUCCUGCCAGCAACAGAGAAAGUGAAACCCUGAGACACCACCAUCUAUCAGAAUGCAAGGUCUGGAGAAACCCUUUAAACCUCUUUAGAGGAGCAGAAUACAGGAGAUACACUUGGGUGACUGGUAAAGAGCCACUUACUUACUAUGACAUGAACUUGUCUGCCCAGGAUCACCAGACCUUUUUCACCUGUGAGACAGACUUUUUACGUCCUUCAGACACAGUUAUGCAGAAGGCAUGGAGGGAAAGAAAUCCCCCAGCUCGGAUCAAAGCGGCCUAUCAAGCGCUAGAGUUAAACAGUCACUGUGCCACUGCCUACGUUCUGCUGGCCGAAGAAGAAGCAACAACAAUCGUAGAUGCGGAAAGGUUGUUUAAACAGGCCCUCAGGGCGGGGGAGAUCAUUUAUAGAAGGUCACAGCAGUGCCAGCACCAGAGUCCUCAGCAUGAAGCUCAACUGAGGCGAGAUACCAAUGUACUUGUAUAUAUAAAAAGAAGAUUGGCAAUGUGUGCAAGAAAAUUGGGAAGAAUAAGAGAAGCAGUGAAAAUAAUGAGAGAUUUGAUGAAAGAAUUUCCUCCUCUUACCAUGCUGAACAUCCAUGAAAACCUCUUAGAAUCACUUCUAGAACUGCAGGCCUAUGCAGAUGUUCAGGCAGUCCUGGCAAAAUAUGAUGAUAUAAGCCUCCCAAAGUCAGCAGCCAUCUGCUACACAGCAGCACUCUUGAAAACAAGGACUGUUUCAGAUAAAUUCUCUCCAGAAACAGCCUCCAGAAGAGGGUUAAGCACAGCAGAAAUUAAUGCUGUGGAAGCAAUUCAUAGAGCUGUGGAAUUUAAUCCCCAUGUUCCAAAAUACUUACUAGAGAUGAAAAGUUUAAUUUUACCUCCGGAACACAUUCUGAAGCGAGGAGAUAGUGAAGCAAUUGCCUAUGCUUUCUUUCAUCUGCAGCACUGGAAACGGAUAGAAGGUGCUCUGAAUCUCUUGCAGUGUACAUGGGAAGGCACCUUUAGAAUGAUUCCAUACCCGUUAGAGAAAGGACAUCUAUUUUACCCUUAUCCCAGCUGCACAGAGACUGCCGACAGAGAGCUGUUGCCUCCUUUUCAUCAUGUUUCUGUUUAUCCAAAAAAGGAGCUUCCUUUCUUCAUCCACUUUACAGCAGGACUCUGUUCUUCUACAGCGAUGAUAGCGUUUCUCACACACCAGUUUCCUGAAGUCAUGGGUGUUUUUGCUAAAGCUUUGCCUCCAAAGCGACUACAGAAGUCAAUCUAGACUCACAAAGGCCUCCUUUCUGAGUCCAUCUGACUAGAGUUCUUAAGUCCAGCAAGAUACAGAAGGAAGUGUGUUCUCUUUCCAAGAUGUAACAUGGAAUAUUUUCAUCUUUAUACCUCACUGCCUAAGUUCAUAGUUCUAUAAAGGUAAUAUUCAGUAUAAUAUUUAUAUGAAUAGUUUAGAAAUUAACACAAAAUGAAGAGCUCCUCAAUGACACAUUUAAGAAAAGUCUUACCUCCUAGUCUCAUAGUAACUGCCAUAAAAUCUCCUACCCCAUAUGUUUUCCUCUUUUAUAUUAUCUCAUUCCUCAUAGGGACAGGCCCUUUGAACUCUGUGAAGCUACUCCCCGCUCUCAGCACUGGAACAAAGAUAAGGAACAUGGUUAUUUAGUCUUUUCUUGAACUUUUAUCUUCUGGAUGGCAUUAAGAGAAACCAUAUCUCUGUUUCAGCCUCAAAUUCCAUAUUGAAUUUUUUAAAACUGCUUUUUGAGCAAUAACUUUUCCCUUGUUGCUUAACCAGUCAUGCAAGUUGAGGCUUCUGUCUGUAGGCCUAUUUUAUAAAAGCUGCCCUGGGAGAACAGAUGAAAAAUAAGACAGUUAGAUAUUUUAUGAGUCUUGAGAUCCCCUCCACUCAGAAAUGUCAAUAAAAUGACCAGCACGAGCAGUCAGCUUAUGUCAGAUCCCAUGGGCUUACCUCACCUGGAGAAAUGAUAGUACAACCUGAAAUGUGCUGCUUAAUGAACCCAGAGCGGCGUCACAAGUGAGCGCAGAACCCUGAGCUUCCCUUUGUGGAGGGUUUCAGAGAUCCCCUUAGUAAGCUGCCCAGGAGAGGAGGGAUGAGAAACUGAGAUGACACUAACCAACGCUGUCGCUGUCAAGUCGCUGCCUCCCUUCCAGACCCUCCCAGCCAGCUGAGUGAAGCAGAAACCUAAGAUACUGCUCACCUUUGGGCUUAUUCAAGGGGCAGUAAAGUCCGUGUACUCAGUACCACACUGUGUUGAUGCGGUUUUUCAAAGUGGCAUCAGGAAACUGGAUAGAGGAGCAGGAUUGCCCUUGUGCUGUUUGACCUUGUAAGUUAGGGAAAUUCUGUCAAGUAUGACAGAAACCUGAUAAAAGCUGUUUUUACCUGCAGCAAAUCUAACCAACUGUCUUCUCGUUUAUCAGUCGACUUGUUUUGUGGUCUCUAAAGUUCUUCGGAAGUUUCCCUCUGUCCACUGUGUCCUCAGAUGUGAUAGAUCUGUGGCCACAAAGAUGCAGUAUACCAAAUGGAAUAUGAGAGUCAGUGAAGCUCUGAAUAUUUACUAUCAUUUAAUUAACCGAGAAUUUCAAAUGAUCAGAAUCUGUAGUUAACUAUGUCUAACUCUUUGGUGGAUUUCACAAACACCCAUUUCUUUGAUUCCUUGUAUGUGUAUCAGAUGAACUCAUCCCAGUGCUCUCCCGUAGACACCUUGGGAGUUCACUGACAGCUGUUGUGUCGCUCUUAUGGGACUCUGAACCGUUCAACACAGUCACCUCAUACUAAAGCUCUGGUCUCAGCAUUCUGAUUUCUCUGUAUUCCCCAAUGUAUAUAGUAUGUACUUGCUUGAAAUUCCUCAGAUAUUGCUUAUACAGUCUUGCUUGUAAGCUUCAGCAUACACCGGUUCCUUCAACACAGAAUACCUCCUCUGACUGCCUCCCGCUGUUCAUGCCUUCCUUGUACUAUUCCAGCUCUCAAGUCCCUCCCUUGGAAAACCAUCUCAUUCACAUUUCCUUUCAUCUAGAACUUGUUUCCCUGACUCUUAACUGUCGCUUUGUAACUCUGUUUCUGCAUGUUGUCUCCCAAUGAACGUGAUGCUAACAACGAUGAUCAUUCUCUAACCCCUUGCCUUUUCUAUUCUUCACAAACCUCUGAAGGCCUGUUGGUGGUGGCCUUUCCAGUGUCCUCAGGUCCUAGUGCACCUCCACUCCCUUUCCCUUCUCGGUAUAGUUGUAUCCUAGAGAAACAAGGCAUCUGUUGAGGGCUGCGCCUCCACAUCAGCAUGCGGGUCCUGUGGUUAGGAACUAUGAGCCCUUUGAUUUGCCCAUCUUUGCAUUCUUCUCAGACACCUUCAGGCUACACACGAGGACCAGGAGUAGACCCAAAGACAGACUAGGAAAGUGCCACUGAAAGUCAACUUCGAAUUCUUUUCCCUUUUACACGAGCUCUAUGAAGCUGCUGUUGUCAGCAGCUCAGCAGACAUCCUCCUGCUCUGACUCUUUUCCAGGAGUCAGGGCUAGUUUAAGAAAAACCUCUUGUAGAAGCCAUGACCUCGUACUCUUAUCCCCUCCAUCUGGUGUGCGGCCUCAUGGGGCUGUGCUGCUAUGCAGGAGGUGAGCAGUGGAAUUCUUUAGAUGAUGACUUCUGAGCCCACAUGUGGAGGCAGUUGGGGGGUGGGAAGCAGGAGAGCAGUGAGAGCCAAGAUGGAUGGACCAAAAACCAAGGUUUGCUGCAGAAGAAAUCCUGACUAUAGGUAGGUGUUCUUUCCCUAGCUCAAGCAGGGGCCCAGCUCAGAGAGCUGUAAUGUCCCAGCCCAUGAUUGAUGAACACUGUGUUUCUGCAGCUUCCUUUCUGACUCCCAGUUGGGGUAUACCAGUGGGAUACAUAGGGUAUGUGAGGGUUUCCCCUGUCUCUAACCAAGUGUCCGCCAAUGUGGACAGGGAGGGGCCGGCUGCACUGCCUUUCUCCUGUCUUCCAUUAAACUGAGGCCCUAAUUUUCAGUAAGGGCAGAGGAGGAAUGGAGAGGAGCACGUUUUUGACUAAAUGAAAUUUGCUGACUGCCUCAUCUUAGAGAUUUUUCUCUGCAUCAUAGAUACGGAGAUACCUUUGUCUUAGGUGUGUCCAGCCUGCAGCCCAUAAGCCACAUGGAUCUGCACAUAGCAAAGAAUAACUAUGAAUGCAGCCCAAUAUAAAAUUAUAACUAUAAGCUUACUUAAAACAGAAGAGGUUUUGUGAAUUGUUGAGUGAAGACUUUGUAUUGUAUUGUCAAGGUUGGACACAGCUGGUAGAUGAACUGCCUGGCUUAGCUAGUGGUCCAGGGGAUGAGGGCUUGGGUGGGAUGGCAUCCUAGGGAGUUGGUAGUGAUUCUUAAAAAGAAUAAAGUCUCAAAAGAAAUUCUAGUACAAGCCCACAGUCUAUUCAUUUCUUCUCAUGACUACUUCCACUUUGCCUAUGUAUUGAGAACUUAGAGAAAAUAAAACAAAAAUUUUAAUGUUAACCUGAGGGAUGGAGUGGGGCUACAAAGAAUGACAAGCAGAAGCUGUUGAGGUGAAGAGUCCUUUGUAGAGUGACUACUGGUUAGUGAUGGUGACAGUGACAAAGUGGGAGCAGACACGCUGGUGUAGGCUUAGCCUUUACAAGCUCUGCUCAGAUACUCCGCUGGCAGCUUAGGAUUCCUGUAUGGGUUGGGGCUGUCAACAGCAAUUUCUGUUCUGAAGUGCUGGCACUCUGGCACCCUCAGUCCCACAUCCUCAGGCUUUGAGGAGAGUACAUAGUAUUUAAAGCUUAAACAAAAACAAAAACAAAACAAAACAA
Messenger RNA from Onychomys torridus (southern grasshopper mouse), 5790 nucleotides. RefSeq names its product suppression of tumorigenicity 7 like (gene St7l). The record is from RefSeq and is a predicted model, not a curated record. NCBI's taxonomy places the organism in Eukaryota, Metazoa, Chordata, Mammalia, Rodentia, Cricetidae. The transcript has 15 exons. Bases 568 to 2241 code for a protein of 557 amino acids.